GCUAAUGCUGUGUGUUUAGUUGCCUUUGCGUGCAACUGCCACAUUUCAAACUAGAAUGGCGACCGCUGUCUGCGGUCUGGUGUCCACCAGCAGUAACAAUAAAUCAGUUAAAACACACAGAGAGCAGCGGAGGAAAACGAAAGACUCCAAGAGGAGACAAGCCGCUUUGUUGUUUCUUAAUAAUAUCUCACUCGACGGACGACCCCAGUGUCAGCCUAGCGAUGAAAACGACCAAAAAGCCGCCGAGGAGCAGCGACUCAGGGAUAGAGACGGCGGCGCAACGGUCGUACCCCUGCCGGCAGAUACCCAAGAACCGGUCGCCCAGGUGACAGAACCCGCGGCGACAGGUAGUGGCUCGUCUUCUAGUGGUCCAGGAGUAGUCAGUCCUACCCGACCGUCUUUUGUAAUGUCUCCGGGACUUGCUGGGGCAAACGAGGUAUUUUUGGAGGGUGGCAGUGCGGCCGAGGCGCUAACCCCGGACACCCCUCUGUCUCCUGUCCCCACCGGACACCAGCCCUGCUCCCGUGCCAGGUCAACACCCGCCGCUCUGAGCCCGGUCCCGACCGGUAAUUCUAUGGAUUCACGACAGAGGUUAAGGAAUGUCUCUGGUUCUCCUGGACCUAAAGUGCCAAAGAAAGUCCACUUCAUCAAAAGUAUGAGGCAGUACGAUACCAGAGGAUGUAGGAUCGUGCUGAUUUGUGCCAAGCGGUCGUUAUAUGCUGCUUUCUCAGUGCUGCCCUAUGGAGAGAGGGCUCACCCAGGGGACAAAGAAGCCCACCCCCAAAAGAGGGAAAACCCCCCAUCGCUUUUAUGUUUUUAUCACCGGGGACUCAUCAUUUCCCUCAUAGAAAGGGGAGUAAACUCUAUUGCAACUGUAAUUCAUGCUGACACAAGUCACUUCUGUACUACCGGGCUGAUUUCUUUUUUUUUAUCUCUGCAGACGACUGUUGUUGAGUACGUGAAACCAUCUGAUCUGAAGAAGGACAUGAAUGAGACUUUCAAGGAGAAGUUUCCUCACAUCAAGCUGACUUUGAGCAAGAUAAGAAGCCUAAAGAGGGAGAUGGGAGCCAUGAGCGAGGACUGCGGUCUACAGCCGGUCACCAUAGCGAUGGCUUUUGUUUACUUUGAGAAGCUGGUGCUGAAGGGACGCCUCAACAAGCAUAAUAGGAAGCUGGUGGCGGCGGCGUGCGUGCUGCUGGCAGCAAAGAUCAGCAGCGAUCUGCGGAAGCCAGACGUCAAACACCUCAUCGAUAAGCUGGAAGAGCGUUUCCGGAUCAACAGACGGGAGUUGAUUCCGCUGGAGUUCCCGGUGCUGGUUGCCUUGGAGAUGGGACUUUACCUCCCCGAGAGCAAAGUCAUGCCGCACUACCGCAGGCUGGUGCAGCAGGGUUAGACCGGAUGUGGUGUCCGGCGUCCUCUGGACUGUGUGUGUGUGUGUGUGUGUGUGGGAUGGAGCGACUGUGGUAAUUCUGGUAGGAUUUAUCUUCAGUCAGGUGGCUCACUGUAUAAUAAGGACAACAAUAAUAAGGACUCGCAUAUUUGAAGAUUUAACGGCACGUGUGUCUCUGUGAAAGUGUUUUUCUACGUGUGACGUUCUGAUGUCGAUGCGGUCAUGAACUCUAUGUUAGAGAUGUUCAAUGAGCACGUUUAUUGUGCUUUUAUUUUGGUUUUCUACGACCGAUUUUCGUUUGGUGCGUCUUAGUAUUCUAUUUAAAUGAAACAUACGCUGUGAUGUUUGUGGAAGACUUUUCUCCUGCACCUUUCUUACUGCUAUACACAGUCGGUGUACUAUUUAUUAUGAAUUACAAAGAACCAUACCGUUGAUUUUGUAAAUGCCUUUUAAAACCCACUGUGACGUUGAAGUUUUAGCCAUUAGACUAAUACAUGAUAUACUGUAGAUUGUUGGUGGAAAACAUGAUUUUAGUUUGUUGUCAGAGAAGGAUGGAAGUGACCCUUUAAUUUAGGUUCUUUAUUUGUUCAUCUCCAAAAAAUAAUCUAGCCACAUGUAUAUAGAAAGAAAAUAUUGGCUCAGACUCUUGUGGCAGCUUUGUGUCCAGACAGAAACAGGAUUGUGAUGGCAUAUUAUUUAUAGUACAUGUGUUGUUGUUGUUUUUUUUAUCUUUCAUGUCAUUAACCAGGAUAUGUUUUUUUAAAUAUUUUUUUUAAAACCACUGCAAUUUAUUCUUAUUCCGGCUAGUUGCUGUAUUUUUCAGUUCUCAGGAAUCUUUCUUUCUCAUAUCUUUGAAUUGCUUAUCAAAUCUAACCCAAAGAGAUGUUUCAAAGUCGUUUCUGUAGCAUCCUCACUGAAAUCACAUAUAAGUCAAUGGAAGGUAACGGAUUGUGCUUUCACAGAUGACAAGUACCAGACCGUAUUAACCCGACUGUAGUACUUGUGUAGUAACUCUUCUGAUUUAGGUGUACAAAUAUGGAGAAAAAAAGUGCCUGAAAUUACAAUGGCAGUGAAAUGGUUAACCAUCUUAUCAUAAGUGAUAUUUAAUGUUGACUUUUCUGAGUCUUGCUGCUGUUGAGAUUUGUUUAAUGUCAAAGUUGUUCUUGUCUGGGAAACCUAAUCAAACUGUUUGUCUGCA
Messenger RNA from Etheostoma spectabile (orangethroat darter), 2588 nucleotides. Its product is annotated as CDK5 and ABL1 enzyme substrate 1. Gene Ontology annotation, biological process: regulation of cell cycle. The record is from RefSeq and is a predicted model, not a curated record. Bases 56 to 1393 code for a protein of 445 amino acids. NCBI's taxonomy places the organism in Eukaryota, Metazoa, Chordata, Actinopteri, Perciformes, Percidae. The transcript is spliced from 6 exons.